Messenger RNA from Verticillium alfalfae VaMs.102, 3723 nucleotides. RefSeq lists its product as hypothetical. NCBI's taxonomy places the organism in Eukaryota, Fungi, Ascomycota, Sordariomycetes, Glomerellales, Plectosphaerellaceae. The transcript is spliced from 4 exons. The coding region runs from base 1 to 3723 and encodes 1240 amino acids. The record is from RefSeq and is a predicted model, not a curated record.
AUGCCUAGUCGUCCGGGGGUGCUUCCUGUUGAAUCGGACUCGGUACGCAGCGCAGACCACGAUCCAGAACAAAUAGACAGUCAAGGCGCAGAGGAAGGAGAUUUCUGGCCCAUCGUCGGCAUUGUUAAAGAAAGGAGGAGAAACAAGAAGCCAUCCUACCUCGUUCGCUGGGCUUCGGAUCCCCAAACCGGACAGGAGUUCCCUCUACAGUGGAUUUCUGCUGAAGGUGUAACGGAAGCAGCUAUCGAAGAGUGGGAAUCUGAGAAGGCACAGGCUCAGAGUCAAAAGACACGGGCGCAAAAGACCACGACGACCAAGAAGAGCAACCCUCGAACGUCCGUAGUCGCAACCGCAGCAACAACCACGGCGGAAACACGAAUCGCCUCGCCACAGUCCGUUGAUAGCAGCCAAGACGUCCUUCCAGCCAACCGUCGCAAGAGGCCUCGCCCCCUUGACAGUCGUGCCCGCUCGUCUUCGGUUGCCGACUUUCUCCCUGGCCUCACAGCCGACGACGUGCGCGCAUCCAAGCGUCCGAGGCUUAGUGUUGACCUGUCUUCACUUCCUUCCGAGGAAGCAUACACACCAGAAGCUUCGGACAACUUCGAAAGACCAAACACCAGUAGUAUCUUCGUGGAGCUUCCGAGCAAGGCCGCCAUCGACACCUCCCAGUACCACAGCUUUCCUGAGUCUUCCCAACAGACUGCAAACUCGCACUCCCAAUCAUUGUCCGCCCUGGAAGAACUCGACGCGCAAAUCACGCUCGAACCCGCAUUUCAUAGCCAAGAAACCAUCCCGGACUCCCAGGAUUGGCUUGACGAUACUCAGACAGGCUCUUCUUCUCAAGCCCUUUCGGUGUCUCAAACUGUUCCUCGGCCCCGCCUCGAGAUUCCCGACUCCCAGAAGGACUCCAGCUUAGGAAAAUCCCUCGUACCCAGUCAGUCUCUUGUCGAUCCAUCAACGGGUGACGCUUCACGAACACAGGACCCCGAAAUUCCUUCGCACCAGCCCGAUAUCGGAGAUACGAGAGAACAGGCCAACGAACAGCAUAGCUCUCUGAACGAACUUGUCGAAGAGUCUCACAGACCGGGAGGAUCCCCAAAGUUCUUUUCGCAGCCAGAUUUCGGAUUUGAUCUUGAGCUGAUUGCGAGCUCCGCGCUAGAUUCCCGAGAGAUUGUGCCCGAGUCUAGCUCUGGUGCACCCUUGCCGUUGACCCAACGCCAGGAGCAACUAGAAUCUGCCGGUUCAUACGCGCUGGCGGUUGUCGAAGUUCCUCAGAGCCAGGACGUCCUUACCGAGCAAGCAGCACAAAUCGACCCGGCGCAGGCUAGCAUUGCGGUGAGCCAAGUCACCUGCGACAGCAGUUCGCCCGAUAACGUCGUGCCAGACUCGGUUGUGCGGAAGGCCAUCUGCUCUGACUCCCGAACAUCCAGCUCGCUACCAGCUCAUUCCUCCGAGAUGAGCGGAGUUGCGCCAGAUGAGGACGACCCGGUCGCUUUGCUUCUUGAUGCGGCUGCGGGGCAGCAAAAUGCGGAAUCUUCGGCGCCUAUAUCCGAGUUUCCGGACGUCAAUGACUUGUUCGACUUCAUCGGCUCCUCAAAUCGGACGAAAUUUCCGGCCGAAGAUCUAAACCAGGAGAUGACGAUUUCGGGAGAGACUCAAACGACCUUGCCAGGUGCCCUGCCAGUUGCUAACGACAUAUUGUUGUCGGCGCCGGAACCUACUUCGCUUCCGCUGAUGCCUGUCAUGAAUGAGCUGCAGGAGCCCGUCAACGAAUCCCAUCUUGAGAUGGCGACAUCGACUGACAUGUCUGGCGCCCUUCUUCAACCCGAAUCUGUACCUGAGGUCUUUCCGGCAACAAUUUCUCCAUCAGAGAUCAGUCGAACAGUAGAACCCGAAAGUCUGAUGCAGGCCCCCUUGGAGCCCCCGACGAUGUCUAUCGAGGCUGUGGACCCUGAAAUCACUUCUUCACCAUCUUCAGAGGUGCCAGGCUCGGAUCAAUACAUGGUGACCUUACCCCUUCCUGCGAACAUGAAAGAAGUGUACCUCAACACCAUUCUUCGGUACCGACGUGAAAUUGAAGCGUUCAACAACCAGCAGAGCAACGAGGGAACUCCGCCAGAUGCGCAACUAUCAGCCCAGAUCGACCGGUUCUUUGGUGAUCUGUUCGACAUUUGCGACCACCCAGCAUCGCUUGGCGCAGAUGAACUUCGUCAGCUUGAUACGACCGAUAUACAGAAGCAUGCCAUGGGCACGAAUAGUAAAUUCUACUUUGUUGGCCGACUUUUGGAACGCCUAGCCUACACUGAUAAGAAGGUUCUGAUCGUCGCACGAAGCCAGAAGCUUCUCGGGUACCUGCAAGCAAUCAUCGGCACCAUAAAGCCCAGCGAUCGUGAGGAAUCUGAGCUCGUCGUUCAGCUUGCCCAUGCUGAUCAGGAUGUGGACGCCCUCGCCUUCGAUAUUGUCAUUGGGUAUGACUCUGCUUACGCCACGUCUGUAGCUUCGCAGCAGGUGGAGCAAGCUGAGCCCAGCAAGAAGCCAGUCGUGAUCAGUCUGGUCAUCACGUAUUCAAUCGAGCAUUUCGAAGUGGUCAUCCCAACAGAUUUCGGGGAUCUUGACCGCAAGAACGCACUCUUGAUCUCCAUUUUCCAGAGCCGAGCAGUAUUGGCCAAUCACGGCGAUCAAGACGUAGAGAGGGUUGUGGCGGAAUUCGCAGAGCACCUCCUGGAUCCUGAUCUUGCAUUUGAUUGGGAACCGGAGUUGAUCCCCAGCGAUCUCCUAGACUUUUACGAUAACGCGCAGAAAAGCCAGACGCAACCUCAAUCCCAGCUCGAAGCCCGUCAAAUCUCUGCCCUCAAACGCAAGCACGACGGGCCACCUGUCGGGUCACCGAAACGCUUGCGCCGCUCACAAUCAGUGGCACAGACGCCGGCGGAACUUGAUACCACAGUCCGAGAACUGAUCGACCCAGACCCAGCCAAGGAGCAGGUCAUGUUAACUCGGGCCGCAUGGGGGGCUCUCACGCAAAAGAACACUGAAUUGGAAUCCCAAUUAAGAGAUAAAGAUGAGCUCGAGGCUAUCACUCGCAAGCAGAUCACGCGGAUGUCGAAACAGAUUAAGAGCCACGAAUCAACAGCCGAAGUGAUCCAGAAACAGCACAUGGCUGCUCUGAGCGAACGUGCGGGCUUUGAGAAGGAGCGAAACCAGGCCGUCGAGCAAGAACAGGCGCGCGUCCAAAGACAGCGUGCUCGCUGGGCUAGACGAGAGGAGCAAGAGCUCAGUGCUGCGCGGAAGAAAUACGUCUCUGAGAAGAAAUUGAAGAGCAAGGAAAGCGACUUUGACUUCGCGAGAGGUCAAUACCAGGAUGAGCGGCAGCACGUCAAUGACACCGUGCAGGAGAACAAGGAGCUUCGAGAGCAGGUUGCGCAGCUCAAGCAGCAGUUCUCGGAGGAGCCUCGUCAAGAAUUUCAGCAGAUCAAACGCGGACAGCAGCCAGAAAGACCUCCAGCGAUUAGUAGUGGGAGGGCGCAGACCGCUCCGCCAAGGACCGCGAACGAGGAGCUCGGAGCCCCACCCGCGAAAGAACUCAGGUCGCUGAAGAAUGGGCGACCGCGAGACGCGUGGGACGAGUGUUCCCCGAAGCCCGCGCAUGGGCGUCAUGACGCCGCGCAAUGGACGCGGGGGCUUAAGCACGCUGGGUGCGUCCGCAGGCGCUACGCCGGGUAG